CCCACACACCCACAGAGUGAAAGAGAGAGAGAGAGAGAAAGAGAGAGAGGUGAACUUUUACAUUUAAACAAAGGGUGCAGUAUGCGUGUCUUAGUUCCUCACAACGACAUAUCUGCCAGACCAGCAUUUCUGAGUAUUUAUUCUCCUUUAUAAAGAUGGAUGAGUACGACAUUAUUGACAAUGCUGAAAUUGAAGAAAUUAAAAGGUCACUAGCCACUGAAGAUCUGCCAUCAGCUGUUGACAAGAUUAAGGAUUACUUGGAACAACAAGACCGUAUGGAACUGAACAUUGCUAUAACAGGAGAGUCUGGAUCUGGAAAGUCCACAUUUAUCAACGCUUUCAGGGGUUUAGGGGAUGAAGAUGAAGGCUCUGCAGAGACUGGUGUUGUAGAGACCACUACAGUGCCUACUGCUUACCCUCACCCCAAGUUCCCAAAUGUCAAAUUAUGGGAUCUUCCUGGCAUUGGAACUCCAAGAUUCAAAGCUGAUGAAUAUCUUAAACAGGUUCAAUUUGAACGUUAUGAUUUUUUCAUCAUCAUAGCAUCAGAUCGUUUCAGAGAAUGUCACGCCAAUCUGGCAGCAGAGAUACAAAAUAUGAAAAAGAAGUUUUAUUUUGUUCGUGGAAAGAUUGACAGCAACAUUGAGGCUGAAAAAAGAAAGAAGACGUUUAACGAAAAAGAGACACUGGAAAAAAUUCGAGAGAACUGCAUUAAAGGGCUGGAAGAGAUUGGUCUAAAGUCUCCAACUGUUUUCCUGAUCUCUUGCUUCGAACUCCAUCUCUAUGAUUUCAGCUGUCUUGAGGAGACCAUGGAGAGAGAACUUCCUCAACACAAGAGAGAUGUACUGAUUCUGGCCCUGCCAAACAUCACUCUGGAGAUUCACGAGAGGAAAAAGAAGGCACUGCAGAGCAGCAUAUGGAAGUUGGCUCUGCUCUCUGCUACAGUUGCAUCUGUGCCGAUACCUGUUGUAAAUGCAGCUGCAUCAAUCAGUGCAGAUGUGACCAUCUUGGUGUCAGAACUUAAAAAAUAUUACAAUGCAUUCAGUUUGGACCCAGAUUCCUUACAGAGGCUUUCUGAGAGAUCAGGAAAGUCAGUAGAUGAGCUAAAAGCUGUAAUGAAAUCUCCUCUGAAUCAAGAAAUAACUAAAGAUCUGGUGAUUAAGUUUCUGACAAGAUCAAGUCUUUUUGGUGUUGAAUCAGCAGCAGAAUACUUUCUGGGUUUAAUUCCUGGUCUGGGAUCUCUGACAGCCGGCCCACUGUCUUAUGCUACUAUUACCUUUAUACUAAAACGUUGUCUUAAUGAGCUCGCUAAAGAUGCCCAAAAUGUGCUUAUGGCUGCUUUGCAGACAGCAGUAUAAUAUAUGUAUAAAUUAAAUUGUACUGAAGUAAAUGUUAUUUAGCCAUCAUAAUCAGUUCAUGCUUAGGUUUAGUUUGUAAUUUUUAAUUCUUUCUUUUUAAAAUCAGAAUUAGGAUUAAUUAGUACUGAGUUAGCUUCUGCUAAAACAGAU
This is a messenger RNA of Tachysurus fulvidraco (yellow catfish), 1505 nucleotides long. RefSeq names its product interferon-inducible GTPase 5-like. The record is from RefSeq and is a predicted model, not a curated record. The transcript has 3 exons. Gene Ontology annotation, molecular function: GTP binding. Gene Ontology annotation, cellular component: membrane. The coding region runs from base 156 to 1355 and encodes 399 amino acids. Lineage: Eukaryota; Metazoa; Chordata; Actinopteri; Siluriformes; Bagridae.